UUGAAAAUCCCGCUAGUCAUCUCUGUGACCUUGGAAAACAGUCGUGGUGAUAGAACAGAGCAUUUAAUUAUUUAUUUAUUUUUUUUUUCAAUACGGACUCAAACUGUAUGAGAUAUAAUACUAUGUUUAAUCUCUAAUACUGUAAUGCGCGGCUGAUGACAAUGAGGCUGGACACCGAGAACCAGUCAGCUUGGGGCACCUCCACCAUGACUUGUGACGACUCCUCCAGCUUCUGCGCCCUGGUCAAGAAUGUCACCAUGGCCGCCAGUGCCUUUAUUGGCCAGCAGAUGGACCUCCUGUCUGGGUGGGUGUGGUCGCUGGUGUUCCCGGCGCUGCUGGUGGUGGUGGUGCUGCCCUGCAUCAUCCUCCUCCUCCUCUACUUCUCCGCCUUUCUCCUCUACGUCUUUCAAAGGAGACGGACUCUCCUCCACGUCCUACAUGAGUCCUUGGAGCACCGUGACCCUUGGGCUGGCGGCCGCUACCUCAUCUCACUCAUCUGGGACGCUCAUGGCUAUAUCUGGCAUGGAUAUGAAGUGUGUGGUCUGGACAACCUGCCUGAUAGGGGUCGUUGCCUCAUCAUCUACUACCACGGUGCCAUCCCUAUCGACAUCUAUUACCUGGUGGCCCGGAGCAUCAUCGUGAAGGGCCGCCUCAUUCACUGUGUGGGCGACAGGUUCCUGGAGAAAGUCCCCGGUUGGAAGGUGAUCUUGGAGGCGUUUGACAUCACCGCUGGCACAAUCAGCUCCUGCAUCAAGACACUUUCAGAGGACCACAUCCUGAGCAUCUCUCCGGGGGGUGUAAGGGAGGCACAGUUCUCUGACCACAACUACCAACUGCUGUGGGGCAACCGAACGGGCUAUGCUAAAGUGGCCCUGGGUGCUAAUGCUCCCAUCGUGCCAGCCUUCACAGAGAACAUUCGCGAGGCUUUCCGAGUGGUUGCCUGGCCCCAGCGUCUGUGGGUCACCCUGUAUGAGAAGCUAAGAUUCCCCUGCGCUCCCAUCUAUGGCGGCUUUCCUGUCAAGCUGAGGACUCACCUGGGGGAGCCUAUAUACCCAAAGGCCGGCGAGACCCCCGAGGAACUGGCCGAGAGAAUACAAGAGAGUCUGGCGCUGAUACGGGAGAACCAGAGGCUGCCGGGCCGAAUCCUCAGAGCACUCUUGGCCAGGGUGUAUGAGGCCCCCAAGCAGCACUAGUGAGGCUCUGUGGUCCCUGGUGAUGAGAGGGAAAGGUGUGGUGAUGGGGUGUUGUGUAGUGUUGUGAUGAUGUGUUUGUCAGGGAAGAGAGAGAGAGAGGAGGGGGGGGUGUUAUGGAGAGAAACAGAAAGAGAGAGAGAGAGAGAGAGAGAGAGAGAAGAAGGAUUAGUCACUCUCAUAUUAGAAGUAUUGUUUCUAGUGCAGGAGAGGGAAGAGAAUGCUGGGUAAUAUUGGUCUCAUCUGUCAGAGAGAGAGAAAGAGAAGAAGAAGAAGGAUUAGUCACUCUCUCAUAUUAGAAGAGGCAUUUUUGGUCCAGGAGAGAGAAGGAAGGAAAGAGAAUGCUGGGUAAUAUUGGUGUUGUCUGUGAGGGAGAGAAUUGGACACACUGACAGGGGGACAUGAAGUGGUGUUGUCUGUGGUGGAGGUGGUGUUGUUUGUGGUGGUGCUGGUGUUGCUCUCACUGAUCUACUUAAAGCAUAAUUGUUCCUACACUAACCAAAAUGACUGAAAGGUGUGUGUGUGUUUAUUUUUUUUAUUUUUUAUUUUUUUAUUUAUUUUUUUUUUUUUUUUUUUACGUAGGGAAGAGGGCCAGCCAAGGGCAAAAAAAAGAAAGUUAGAAAAA
This is a messenger RNA of Portunus trituberculatus (swimming crab), 1815 nucleotides long. Its product is annotated as transmembrane protein 68-like. Gene Ontology annotation, cellular component: membrane. NCBI's taxonomy places the organism in Eukaryota, Metazoa, Arthropoda, Malacostraca, Decapoda, Portunidae. The record is from RefSeq and is a predicted model, not a curated record.